ACUACACAAGAAGUUGCAGUAAAGAUGGCUGCUAAACUUCACUUUUUCGUGACAUCUCUGACUUUGUUGAACCUUGCUGUAAUGACCAGUGGUCAUUGGAACAAUAAACCACCAAACCAAUGUGAAACGAGUGGUCCGUCGUGCUUUUCGUUGAUUAGGCCUUACCCCCGGGUGACGCUACAGGCCAAAAACAUCCUGCAGACGCCCACCUUUAAUUACGUUGCCGUGGUAACGCUGCGUCAACAAAACCUCCUGGGGUUCUUGGAGAAAGCUGCGGACUCAAACUACGGUUUCAGGUUCUCGUCGUCCUACUUCGGCAGCGCCCUCGGCUACAUGGUGGACAAGAUAAACGGCACCGCCGCCUCCACACAGAACCAGACUUUCUGGCAGAUCAGCAGCAACGGCGCUGCUCUUAACUGUGGUGUCUCCACCUACUACCCCAGGAACAACGAGGUCAUCCUCUUCAACUUCACCACCUACGCCAACGCCGGCCACGUGUGAGAGACAGCAGCUCACAUUCUCACUGACACCAUCAAUGUUUUCCCCAGAUCCUUUCUAACAAAUUAAUGAAAUUACCUUUCUAAGAUUACCUUUCUAAGAUUACCUUUCUAGGAUUACCUUUUGUAUGUCACUUAAU
Physella acuta is the source of this 637-nucleotide messenger RNA. RefSeq lists its product as uncharacterized. Lineage: Eukaryota; Metazoa; Mollusca; Gastropoda; Physidae. The record is from RefSeq and is a predicted model, not a curated record.